Molecule: messenger RNA, 1188 nt
Organism: Lodderomyces theae
Lineage: Eukaryota; Fungi; Ascomycota; Pichiomycetes; Serinales; Debaryomycetaceae
Exons: 1
Coding region: 1-1188 (395 amino acids)
Source: RefSeq, a predicted model, not a curated record
AUGACUGACAACUUGUUCAAACAACCACAACUUAUGAUGCCAUACUGCGAAUCAAAUCGUAAUUCAAAAUCCAAUACACCACCAGCACACCCAAAGAAACAGUCUGCAUUUGGUGACCACCACUCAAGCACCAGGGACUACUAUCAGCAGGGCUCUUCUCCUCAAAAUUUUUGCUACCUGUCCUUUUUACCGGUGUUCCCAAUUGCAAAUGGUGUCGUUACCAACAACGUCAAUUACAGUGGAAUAACCGCCAGAGAUAAAAUUCAUUCUCAACUCAAAAGCCCUUUACAACAGGUCUUAGAGGAAGAUGCGGAUGGAUAUGAAAGUGAAGGAAACAAAAAGCAGCACCAAUUUGCACAAGCAGCGGCAGCAGCAGCAGCAGCACCGGCACCACCAUUUCAGCAAUCGUAUUUACACGAGCCCCAAACCAACCAACCUGAGUAUCAAGCUAGUGUUCAAGCUCCAAGAUUUGAAUUAUUUGGAGGCAACAAUUACACAGGUAACGACGCCACAGCCGGCAACUACAACAACAACAACAACAGCAUUCCGAGAAAUUUACCAUGUGACGCUGAAUUGGAGUUUGCUAGAGCUAACGCCAGCCUUAAUACCAAUCCAUCAAUUUUGCGACAGUUGCAUGUAUUACCUACACCUACCGCAGCUGUUGAUGUUUACGAUUACUUGAAUCCUAGAAAGUCUGCAAAUAUGCAUUACAAGGAGAAGAUUAAUAGUUGGUUAUCUUCAGUGCCACUUGCUGUUGCGUAUGAUGAAAAUUUAACGCAAUUCAAUCUCAAUUGUUAUCCAGGUGUGGUGACCAUUUCAGAAACAGCCACCAACUCAGAGGUUGAGAUUGAUUUGGCAGACAUUGACGAUGUAUUGGAACUUCAAGCACAGAGAGUCACUCGUUAUGUGAAACGAUUAUACUUCAAUGAGGAAGAAAUACCAUUGUCCAUGGAAGAGUAUGGACAAGACUUGGAUGGCCAGUGUAUCGACGAGGUGGAAGAGCAAGAAUCACAAGAACAAGAGGAAGGAGAAGAUGUUGUAGCUGAACAGAAUCUUGGCGAGGGAGGCGGCAUGCUUGGAUUUGAGGAGCACACCUCAAAGCAGAAUCCAGAAUGUCCCCAGCGCAACCAGAGACAACCCCUCAAGAGCGUAAUAGUAACUAAACAAGGCAUUACCUUGAAGCGAUGA